AUGAAAUCUGGCAACAUAUUUCCCGAAUCAGGAAAUAUCCAUAGUUGCCCAAAACAUAAAAGGGAAACUGUCAAAUUCUUCUGUAACGAUCACCAGCAGUCCUGUUGUUCAACAUGUAUAGGAACAAAGCACAGAAAAUGCGAAAGUAUUGAUACUGUUGAAGAUGCGGCAAAAAAUAUAAAACAAAAUCGCCAACUGGAUGUUCUUUUGGGUGAUAUGAAGAACUUGGAAAAGAAACUGACAAAAGCAAAGGGCGAACAAGAGAUAAAUGUAGCAGAAAUAGAGAAUUCAGUGGACGAAAUCAUAGAGAAAACAGAAAGGGAAUUCAAGGAAUGUGUUGAUCACCUAGAAAUACUGAAGAACAAACAUUUAGAUGAGGUUGCAGGUGCGCUGAAGAAAGGAAGGGGGAAGUUAAGUGAAUGUACAAAUGUACUUUCUGAUGGUAUACAGUGUACAAAUUACUGCUGCCGGAAUAUUGAAAGAGUUAAAGAGACUGAGAAUGACGCUGAAAUGGUGAUGACGUAUUACAGAGUGAAAGAGAGGCUCUUACAGCUGAAACAGUUUAAAUGCACGAAGAAACAGAUAACGAUAUCUCAAAAAAAAGUCACAAGUUUUGAAAGAAUUAAUGAAUUCAGCAUUGAUGGAGAAAAUUCGAUUGUGUGGACCGGGAAUUUUCUGUCCAAUGGUAACUUUGUAUUUGCAGACUACAUACCUGAUGGCCGUUGUUUUAUUUAUAACAAAGACUGGAAAUCCACGGAAGUCAUUGAUGGACUGAGUUACCCUUUUGAAGCAAUACACUCCGGAGAAGAACUGCUGGUGACGUGUGAUGGAACGAAGUCUAUAGAAGUUUUUUCUUUGUCUGAUUUACAUAAACUGCAAAGUAUCAAUAUCAACAAAACAGUGUAUGGAAUAACAAAACUCAAUGGAGCGUGUUAUGUGGGAUGUGGAAAUAAGAUUAUAAAAUUGAAUCUGUCUGGUGAAAAACUUAAAGAAUAUAAAGUCGAAGGCAAUUACAAUAUUCACAUAAGUACAACAAAAGAUGGACAUAUUGUGUACAGUAACUGUUCCCUGAAUACAGUAACCGCCAUCACGGACCAGGGAGACACCGUGUGGCAGUAUAAACAUAUCAAAAUGAAAGUACCCCGUGGACUUGAUGUAGACUCUGUCGGUAAUAUCUUUGUUGCCGCUAGAGGAAGUGACAAUAUUCACGUGUUGUCUGGCGCUGGCAGUCUCAUUAGGAUUAUCGAGGAUAUUCCACAGCCAAUGUUUAUUAAACUAAUGGAAGAGAGGAGUAUAUGUUGUGUGUGUAGCAAUCGCGAAAUCAUGAAAGUGUAUAAACUGUAG
Ostrea edulis (European flat oyster) is the source of this 1344-nucleotide messenger RNA. RefSeq lists its product as uncharacterized. The transcript is spliced from 2 exons. Lineage: Eukaryota; Metazoa; Mollusca; Bivalvia; Ostreida; Ostreidae. Gene Ontology annotation, molecular function: zinc ion binding. The coding region runs from base 1 to 1344 and encodes 447 amino acids. The record is from RefSeq and is a predicted model, not a curated record.